AUUUUGUUUUCUUCCGGCUUGUAAGUAGGUGAUGAAAUCAUGUGAAAACGAAGUAAGUUUGUAAUCUGAAUAAUCUGACGUGGCUUUUCUGUGAGGCUGACAGUGCUGUCGGAAACGUUUCUUGUCAUUGCGAGUUUUGGCUAAAGACAGUAGAGCUUCAGGCCGAUUAUUUAAACAGCUACAUCAGGAAAACACAACACCCAGGCACAAAAGGACAGUGCCAGCCAGCCGAGGCGGUGCAACUUCAUUAGGGCUUUUCGCUACGCUCAGAGAUGCGUAACAGACAGCGAGGUGUUAGUCUUGGACUUCUGUUGCUGGCUUCUCAGGUGUUCCAGCUGGGCAUAGACAACAUUCCCCCUGUCACAUUAGCAACACUGGGCCUCAAUGUCUACCUCUUUCUUUUUCCCGUUAAGCCCCUCCUUCAGACAUGUGUGAGCGUGCAGCAGGCUUAUUGGAGUGGAGACUGGUAUCGUCUCCUUUUGUCCCCAUUCCAUCAUGUUGAUGACUGGCAUCUCUAUUUCAACAUGGUGUCCUUGCUGUGGAAAGGAAUUAAACUGGAGACCAGGUUGGGCGGAGCCUGGUUUGCUUACUUGCUGUCUGUCUUCUCUCUGCUCACUGGAUUGGUCUACUUGCUCCUGGAGGCAGGACUCGCACAGCUAACCGAGGAUCCGUCCUAUACCAUGCAGUGUGCUGUGGGUUUUUCAGGUGUACUGUUUGGGUUAAAAGUGGUGAAUAAUCAUUAUAAUCCGGGUGGAAUGAAAUACAUCAUGGGAGUGCCUGUGGCCAAUCGCUAUACCUGCUGGGUGGAGCUUAUCCUCAUUCACAUUAUGAACCCAGGGACCUCAUUUGUGGGCCACCUGGCUGGUAUCCUGGUUGGGCUUCUCUACACUACUGGGCCACUCAAGACACUCAUGAAGACGUUUGCAGGUUUUGUAAGCUCUAAUGGAAACUAUGGCGGGCCUUACACAUACUAUAAUUCUUCAGGUUACAGUGGAUAUGGAAUGCCAGACCCUCCACACAGUUCGUCAUAUUAUGGACAGGGCCCAUAUGGCUCCUACAACUCUAACACCUCCUACAGCGAGCAGUAUAACACAAAUGGGCCGUCUGCACCACCUCAGCAUCCAUACUCAGCUGGGCUAUCAGAAGAAGAGCAGUAUGAGGCAGCCAUUAGGGCCAGCCUUCGUGACCAAGGGGGCUCCACUCAAACCAGACCAUCAUAUGGAUUUAAUGUCAACUCUGACCCACCCAUUGAAGAAAUGCGCCGACGCCGACUUCAGAGGUUUGACAGUUGAAGUCUUAAAAUAUGAAGAGAAUGAUAUUGAAAUGUUUACAAGUUACAAAGGAGCGCUUGAAACAACCAAUCCAAAGGAUAAAAGGAUGAUUCUGUGGCUCAAGGUGGCAGAAGAAUUCAUCAACACUGUGAUGUCAUCACUGGCCGCUCUUCACGAAAAACUCUUCACAGUAUCCAUCUACCAUUUGCUAGACCACUUAUCAACAACAUUGCAUUUGUAUGUAUGUAUGUAGUGGUAUUUACAGCUAACUAGUCAUAUAGUCAUAAGUAACAUCAUUAUGGCAGGUUAAAUUACUCUGAACAAGCUUUCCUGGAAUGUAGACUUCCUUUCCUGGAAUACUAUUUAAAAUGCCUUAGGCUAACUUGUCCUGUCACUGGGAAUUCUACUUUUAAGAUCUUUUGUAUGCAGGAAACGUAUUCAGUGUCUCUAAUGCUGUGCACUUCGCUGAUUUGUGGAUUUAAGAUUUAAGUUUUUGUAUAUUGGGGUGUCAAAUGAAUGUAAACGAAUGUAAUGAACUUAUGCUUACUUAACCAUUUUAAGUGAAGCUAUUCUGGUAAUGCCAUGAUGUGCAUAUUUUUAAACUUAAUACUUUUACUAUGCAGUUUUUGGGGUCUUAAACAGUUUGCACUGAGAGAUGCAGGGGUCAAUGUGACUUUGCUUAGCAUUUCACAAACAGCAUCGCUCUUAAGUUAUUUUUGGUAUUAUGAAAGUUUAUUUUUGUAAACAGAAAAUAAAUCAUACAUUCUGUA
This is a messenger RNA of Colossoma macropomum (tambaqui), 2041 nucleotides long. RefSeq names its product rhomboid domain containing 1 (gene rhbdd1). Lineage: Eukaryota; Metazoa; Chordata; Actinopteri; Characiformes; Serrasalmidae. The transcript is spliced from 8 exons. Gene Ontology annotation, cellular component: membrane. Gene Ontology annotation, molecular function: serine-type endopeptidase activity. The coding region runs from base 273 to 1292 and encodes 339 amino acids. The record is from RefSeq and is a predicted model, not a curated record.